Messenger RNA from Dendrobium catenatum, 1165 nucleotides. Its product is annotated as F-box protein SKIP5. Lineage: Eukaryota; Viridiplantae; Streptophyta; Magnoliopsida; Asparagales; Orchidaceae. Gene Ontology annotation, molecular function: protein binding. The record is from RefSeq and is a predicted model, not a curated record. The transcript is spliced from 5 exons. The coding region runs from base 54 to 833 and encodes 259 amino acids.
ACUCUGUUUAUCAUCUAUUCCAUGGGGAAAAAGAGAUCGGGCGGUGGAGGGAAAUGGGGAAAAGACAGCGGACGAUAGCAGCCACCCCUGCCGCCGGCUUGGCGGUGGUAACUUCGCCUAUAAAUAGCCUGGACGAUGGGUGCCUGAUGCAUAUCUUCAGCUUCCUCAGUCCCAUCCCAGAUCGGCAUAACACUGCCCUCGUUUGCCACAAAUGGCGGUACUUGGCAUGCCACCCGCGGCAUUGGCUUCGCAUAGAAAGCUCAAUCAAAAGGUUGGCCGAGCCAGGAGUUUAUUCGACCCUUGAGGCUGCGGUCGCAGCUGCACGCCCUGGUGAUACCAUUCUCAUCUCUGCGGGCGGAAAUCACAUUGCCCAUAACAUUCAGAUUAAGAAACCUCUUUGCCUGAUAGGUGGGGGUAAACUUCCUGACGAUACUGUUCUGACCUGUUUGCGAGGCUCUGAAAGUGCUCUAGAAUUCUUUUCCACAUGCAAAGUUGCAAACCUUACCGUAAGAGCAGAACUGGGGUGUUGCUUACUCCACCGGAGUGGGAGACUCAUGGUUGAAGGCUGCAUUCUUCAAUGUGAGGAGAAUCCUCUUGAUUACUUAUCAUUCCCUAUAGUAAGCACGGCACCUGAAUGCAAUGGAUUUACACCUCUGGCAUUGAAGGGAAAAGGCGGUUGCCGUGUCGGCACCGAUUGUGUCACAGUGUCAAAUACCAGAAUCGAAGGAGGAGCAAAGGCGGUAUCGACGAACGGCAACUUGGUUCUCCAACAUGUUCGGGCAAUCUAUGCCAGGACUUCCAUUUUCUUCUGGUUUGAAGUUGGGGAAAGGUAGUAGUAGUCUUUCUUUAGCAUCUCUUGUGCUGAUAUUGUGUUUUAGCAACACAGUCAGUAGUUCUUUUCAUUCAUGUGAACUUUCUAUAUUGAACAAUGUUUAUGGAGUCAUUUGAUAUAUAAUUGCCAGAGGCUUAGAACCAUGCCAGAGACUUAAGCUACGUUUGGGACGGCUUUCUUAUUGCUUAAAUAUGCUUUCUAGUACAAAAUUUUUAAUUUUUUACUAAAAAGCUGCUUUAAGAAGCAAUCAAAAAUUCGUCCCAAACGAAAUCAUAGUUAAAAGCUCUAACAGAUUGUAGCAUUGCUCAUAUUUUUUCUUUGUUUUCUGGUUCA